AUGCAAAUUAUCAUUGUUUUGCUGUGUGAUGCUGGUAGUGGUGUUGAUGAACAGCAAUCUCGACUGUUAAUUUCGAGACUGCUAUUAGCUUGGGAAGUUUUGGAGAGCAAAAAAGAUAUGAUUGCAAGAUCCGAGCUAAUAUCAAUUUGGAGUUCAACUGAGUUAAUGGGUGAGUACAGAUACGACCGUUGUAAGAACAAAUACGCAGUUGACAUGGGCGACAGCAACAGUGACCGUAUGGAAUUGAGACAUUUUGUGCAACAACUGACAUUUUUCGAAGCAGCAGUUGCACACGGAUAA
Molecule: messenger RNA, 300 nt
Organism: Loa loa (African eye worm)
Lineage: Eukaryota; Metazoa; Nematoda; Chromadorea; Rhabditida; Onchocercidae
Exons: 3
Coding region: 1-300 (99 amino acids)
Source: RefSeq, a predicted model, not a curated record